GUCGAAACAAAAAUAUUUUUACUACGCAAAUUACGAGAGGUCAAGGAAAAUAACGAGCUAAGUAUUAAAUAAAUAAAAUCCCAGAAUCCUUAUAACUGCAUAUAUAUGAAAGACUCCGUUCUGUUUAAUAUGGCUUGCAAGGGUAUUAAAGGGUGGGUCUGCCAAUAUGUGCAUGUCUUUCUCGUUUUUGAAAUACUGUGCUUGCUGUCCAGUAAACAAUGCGACGGGUGAAAGUAAAAGCGGCAGCUAAUUGACUGUUUACGAUUCAAUAAAUCGUUUAAAUAGGUACACAUCUUGCCAAGCAAUCAAUUAGCACCUCCCCCGCCGCAGACAAAGCCAAAUAUUGUCUCAUAGUUGGUUGCGCCGCAUCUAUAAAACUGCUGCCCAAAUUCGGCCAAGACAGACGACGUCUAAUGCUCGCCAUGGCUAAGUUCAGUACAGUGCUUAUUGGGCUGGUGCUCAGCAUUUUGAGCUGCUUGGCAGCCGCUGAUCUUCGCGCUGAUCUGCGUGAUUUUAUGGCGCUGGUGCCGCGCCGUCGCAUUGGUCAUAUAGCGGCGCGAUACUAUAUCUUCGAUCCGAAAUUUCGGCAGGCCGUGGAGUUUCUGCGCAGCGACGAUUUUGCAAAGACGUGGCGGCAAAUGCGCAUGGCGCCGGACUUUGCCGAUCUGAUCGAUUACGUCACGGAGUCCGGCUCCGGCUACGAUGUGAGCAGCGUGGUGGACAAGCUGCCCAAUCGCCUGCGUGCCUUUCAGCUGUCGCGUGUAGUGCCCGUGGAUAUGAUGCUGCGCCGCGACUUGACCACAUUUCUGCAUGAGGCACUCCAAAGUCUGCCGCGUGCUCAGUUCUACGGCUUGAUGGUGCGCAAGGUGCGUGAGGGCGGAGACUUUGCCAAAUUCUAUAAGGCACUGCGAGAUAGGGAGUUCAGGGAGCUGGUGAACACGGCUCGGCACGCAAAGGACCUGCAGACGCCGCUGAACAAGCUAAGCAAAAAGCACAUCAAUGUGGAUGAAAUCAUACAAAUCGCGUUCGAGUUGAUAAGUUGGGGCCCGCAGGUACGCUGAACGGUUGCCCCGGGCAGCAGAGUUAUAAUUAAGUAUUUAUGAAUUAAAUUGAAGCACAUGACUCAUUAAAUAAGCGGCAAGCACAAAGAACCCA
This is a messenger RNA of Drosophila virilis, 1155 nucleotides long. RefSeq lists its product as uncharacterized. The record is from RefSeq and is a predicted model, not a curated record. Lineage: Eukaryota; Metazoa; Arthropoda; Insecta; Diptera; Drosophilidae.